AUGCCUGCGCCGACGUACAUCAUUUCUCGGGUCGCUGACCCUAUCUUUGCGGUCUUUAUUGGAUUGUCGGCUGCUGGGACCAGGAUCAACCGUGAGGAAAAAGCCGAGGGCAAGACGACGAAUGAGACAAUAGAGGCUGGACUACGACGCGUUGGGCUCUCUAAGAAAUAG
This is a messenger RNA of Trichoderma asperellum CBS 433.97, 171 nucleotides long. RefSeq lists its product as uncharacterized. Lineage: Eukaryota; Fungi; Ascomycota; Sordariomycetes; Hypocreales; Hypocreaceae. Gene Ontology annotation, biological process: protein secretion. The record is from RefSeq and is a predicted model, not a curated record.